UCUUAAAGUCAGUUUUUGCGUUAAUGUUGCUAAUGCACCAUUUGAGCGAAAAAAAAAUUGUUAAGGAAAAAUUUUAUGUUAGCAAACCCUUUGUUAAAUAUUUCGAAUAUCACCACUGGAUAGAUUUACCUUAGGUAGCCAAAAUGGCCGUGCUUCCGACUGUUCAUGGUCCAGAGGGACUCCUCCCGAAGGGGAGCCGCCGAGUGCAAACGUCACUUGUUAUUGAUUCACAGUGUUUCUUGAACAAAAUAAAUAAAAAAAAGGUAACGUCUACUAAAAAUGUAGCUAAUCUAACCGAAACGAACCUAAUCGAAGCGCCACCAUUUUGGCUGCCUAAGGUAAAUCUAACCUUUUUUUAAAUUACUUUUAAAUAACUAAGUACAGUAUUGUCAAUUUACCUGUCAGCAUGGCUUCUACGACUCAACAAAAAACAGUUUCUAAGAAAAGGAAAUAUAUCGAUGAAAGAAGGUUAUUUAAUGAGAAAUGGACAGAGGACUAUUUUUUUCUUGAGGUGAAAGGUGAGGCACUCUGCCUAAUUUGUCGUGUUUCAAUACCUGUCUUCAAAGAGUAUAAUUUGAGAAGGCAUUAUGCACAAAAACACGCUUCCAAAUUCGAUGCAUAUCAAGGAAUGUGUCGCAAAGACAAAGUAAUGGUACUGAAAAAAGAUCUUAUAUCUCAACAAAAGGUUUUUAGCAACGUUACAACUCAGACAGACUCCUUUGUGAAGGCUAGUUUUGUAGUCGCAAAUUUAAUCGCCAAAAAAUCAAAACCAUUUUCUGAUGGCGAGUUUAUUAAGGAAUGCAUGGAAAAUGUUGCAGAUAUAAUUUGUCCAGACAAGAAAAGUGAUAUUUCUAAAAUCAGUUUGUCUCAUCAAACUAUUGCAAGGAGAAUUGACGAUCUCGGGAAAUAUAUCGAAAGCAAUUUGAAAAGUAAAGCCUGUGGGUUUAUAUUUUAUUCUUUGGCCAUGGAUGAAAGUACUGACGCUACUGAUACGGCUCAACUCGCCGUUUUUAUUAGAGGUAUAAAUGACGAAUAUAGUGUAACUGAAGAAAUGCUCUCAUUAGUGUCAUUAAAAGACACGACAAAAUCAAGAGAUUUAUAUGAAGCAGUGAAAAGAACCUUAAUGCGAUUUUCUUUAUCCCUUUCCAAUAUAUCUGGUAUAAUUACGGAUGGGGCCCCAGCUAUGAUAGGUAAGAAAGAAGGGCUUGUAAAAUUAAUAGAAAACGAUGCCAUUGCUGUCGAAAAUUCUCGUUUGAUGAAGUACCACUGCAUACUACACCAAGAAAAUUUAUGCGCAAAAGCUUUGAAAAUGGAUCAUGUUAUGCAAAUCGUUGUCAAGACUGUGAAUUUUAUAAGAGCCCGGGGAUUAUAUCAUCGCCAAUUCCAAGAAUUUCUCAAAAAUAUUGAUGCCGAGUAUAGCGAUAUCGUAUAUUUUGCAGAAAUAAGGUGGCUCAGUCGAGGACAAAUGUUAAAAAGAUUUUAUGACCUACUUAAUGAAAUCAAAUCUUUUAUGACAUCGAAAGCAAAAUCUGUGCCAGAAUUUGACGAUGCUAACUGGCUUGCAGAUUUAGCAUUUUUAGUAGAUUUGACUGGUCAUUUAAAUGACUUAAACACGCGUCUUCAAGGGAAAAACCAACUUAUUAGUGCAAUGUUUCAAAUCAUAAACGCAUUCCAGGUAAAACUGAAAUUAUGGCAGGCUCAAUUAAAUGCGAACGACUUUUCGCAUUUCAACACAUUGUCCAAACAUAUUCCUAAAAAGGGGAAAAAAUAUGCGGCCUUUCUUUUCGAUUUGUUACAAGAAUUCGAAAAUAGAUUUUCGGAUUUUCGGAAAAAUAAUCUCAAUUUUUGUAUUUUCGCGACUCCAUUUACAGUCGAUAUACCAAUGCUGCCAGCAACUUUUCAAAUGGAAUGCAUAGAGUUGCAAUCUGACAUCCAGCUUAAAGAGAAAUUUGAUCAUGUCUCUUUGUUUGACUUUUAUAAAUCAUACCUACCCAGAGACAUAUAUCCCACACUGCACAGUCAUGCGUUAUUCAUGUCAUCAUUGUUUGGAAGCACCUACAUAUGUGAACAACUAUUUUCAAGAAUGAAGCAUACUAAGUGUAAAAUUAGAACUAAAAUAUCGGAUGAACACCUUGAAGGCUGCCUGAGAAUUGCAACUACUUCAAUUGAACCAGAUAUUGACGCAUUAGUUGCUCAACAACAAUGCCAAAUAUCACAUUAGUUUUAUGAUUUGGACUUAUGCAUAAAAUAACGCCAAGCGAAUUCUAUAUUUUAUGUUUUGCAUUUAUAAUGAAAAAAGUUCUAAAUAAAUGUUAAAUAUGAGGAUUAUACACUUUGCCUUCAUUCUGUCUUUUUUUUUUUUUUUCUCAUCAGCGAUUUGUGGCCCAAAACCCGAUAAUUUCUUCCAAUGUGGCACAGAGAGACUAAAAGGUUGGACACCCCUAGUUUAAUGUGUGGUGGA
This is a messenger RNA of Centruroides sculpturatus (bark scorpion), 2461 nucleotides long. RefSeq names its product general transcription factor II-I repeat domain-containing protein 2A-like. The transcript has a single exon. The record is from RefSeq and is a predicted model, not a curated record. Bases 407 to 2221 code for a protein of 604 amino acids. Lineage: Eukaryota; Metazoa; Arthropoda; Arachnida; Scorpiones; Buthidae.